AUGGCGUAUUUGAGUAUCGGCAUGGGAAUUGUAACCGCCACGGCAUUUGCCGCGUGCUAUGUGCGAUUCGCUUCCGUGGAAGUCCUGGGGACGCCAUACUACCAUACCAGUGUGGCAACUACAGCCAUCGCUUCACUUGUCGAACUUGGCUCUGAACCGAUUUUUGCAGUCAUGCAGCAGUACAUGUUGUACAGCAAGCGCGCUGCUGUUGAGAUAAGUGCCGCCUUUUCAAAAAGUCUGGUUACAUGCGGCACAUCCAUAUGGGCUGUGCGAUAUGGUCACAGCCUUGGAGCGCUGCCAUUUGCGUUGGGUUACUUGUCCUAUGCGUGCACAGUCUUUUGCGGCUAUUUUAUUGUUGCAGCAUAUCAACGCAAAGAUUGGCAUUUCUCAUUGUGCCUUUCGCGGAUAAACGCAAGCGACAACUCAACAUACAUUGGGGGUAUAUUCUCGUGGCGCCUGGUGACAUUAUCCGCAAAUGUUUUCUUUCAGUCCGUGGUAAAGCACCUGCUAACACAGGGAGAUUCAAUGAUCCUUGCCGCCAUGACUAGCUUACAGGACCAGGGGAUAUACUCGCUUGCGUCUAAUUAUGGUGGACUACUGGCUCGUAUCCUAUUCCAGCCAAUUGAAGAGAGCAGUAGGCUUAUCUUUUCAUCACUUCUCAACUUCAAGGGAGGCAAGAGGCAGGGGGACAAUGUUGCAGCUGCCAAGAACCAUUUACUCACUGUUAUGAGAGGAUAUAUGAUGAUAUCAAUCUUGAUCAUCCCCCUUGGGCCAGCUUUGGCCCCGAAGGCUCUCCAUAUCUUAGGUGGACGGCGAUGGACGGCGCCUGAAGUUGAUGGCCUCCUCGCGCUUUACUGCUAUUAUAUCCCCUUUUUAGCUUUCAACGGUAUCUGCGAAGCAUUUGUCUCUUCGACUGCGAAUCCAGCAGAACUUCGAAAGCAAGCUGUGUGGAUGGGUAUCUUCGUCAGUACGAAUUGGACCUAG
Molecule: messenger RNA, 984 nt
Organism: Aspergillus mulundensis
Lineage: Eukaryota; Fungi; Ascomycota; Eurotiomycetes; Eurotiales; Aspergillaceae
Product: putative nuclear division Rft1 protein
Exons: 3
Coding region: 1-984 (327 amino acids)
Biological process (GO): dolichol-linked oligosaccharide biosynthetic process; glycolipid translocation
Cellular component (GO): endoplasmic reticulum membrane
Source: RefSeq, a predicted model, not a curated record